AGUCUUCUGCCUAGCUGGUGUCAAGUUCCAGUUGGAGAACUGAGAGAGUCUUCCUGUGGAGUCAAGGUCUAAUUCCUCUGGACAAACGCCGAAAUGUCUCAACAGGGCGCCAAAGGCUUUUCCAAAGGGUCUUCCCAGAGUUCCGCCCCUUGCCCCGCCCCUACUCCUGCUCCCGCGUCCUCCUCAUCCUGCUGUGACGGUGGCUGCUGUAGAGGCUGCGGGGGUGGCUGCAGUGGUGACUCUGGCUGCUGUGGCUCCAGUUCCACCGGCUGCUGCUGCUUUCCCAGGAGACGCCGCCGGCAGCGCACUAGCGGCUGCGGCUGCUGCGGAGGAAGCCAAAGGUCUCAACGCUCCUGCAACAAUCAGAGCUCAGGCUGCUGCUCCGGUGGCUGCUGAGAGCCCACAGAGCUGCUCCGAAACAGCUGGAAUCGCACAGCCUCCUCUCUGCUGCUCUCACCCAGUCCUCCAUAGUAGUAACAGGCAGGACCGGCCUAGGAAUUUGGUUCCCCUUAAGCUAACUGCACUUUGAUGUUCAGAAACCUCAUCCUGUUCUUAGAUCUGUCCUCUAACGUUGAUUUUCCUCCCAGGGAAUACAAGUCAGGGGUGGGAUCUCUGACUAUGCUAUGGGUAGGAGGUUGUGCACAACAGUGUUCAAAACAGGCCUACUGAUUUGAUUGUCGCCUGGAGACACCAUAAUAAAGCUUCUACCUCCUA
This is a messenger RNA of Grammomys surdaster, 714 nucleotides long. RefSeq names its product cysteine rich C-terminal 1 (gene Crct1). Bases 94 to 396 code for a protein of 100 amino acids. Lineage: Eukaryota; Metazoa; Chordata; Mammalia; Rodentia; Muridae. The record is from RefSeq and is a predicted model, not a curated record. The transcript has 2 exons.